AUGAGAUGCGCCUUUCCAACUCUUGACAAAAAGCUUGAAAAGGUGUUCGCAUGGUAUACUAGGUAUUUAUUGAUCGAUUACUACCAUAUCUUUCUCAUAGGCCCAAUAUUAUUAACAUUGUUCUGCGGCUUCGGAUUCUAUUGGAUCAAGGAGCUGACGCUUCUAGACGCUCGCAAAUUGUACACGCCCGUCGAAGCGCCGUCAUGGAGAGAGGAGCGCGUGUUUAGCGAUUUGUGGCCGGUGAAAUCGCACGAAUUCCUGCCGGAACGCACAUUCCAAUGGAAUCGCUAUCUCUAUUUGGUGGUUCACGGGCGGCCGUCGGCCAACGGCUCCUAUCCGAAUCUGCUCGACGGCACCUAUUUGGAUGAGAUCGCGGCGAUCGAGAACGCGGUGGCGACGAACGUGCGAUUCGACAAGGAGGCGGCGAUCGAGAGCGACGCGGGCCUCGUACGCAAACGCGAGACGAACACCACCGAGCAGGCGCUGUUGGAGUCGCUCAAUGAGACGAUCGCGUUUCGCGACGUCUGCAUGAAUUGGUACGGCGAGUGCUAUCGCGAGUCGAAUGUGAUUGAGAUGCUCAAACGGCGGCACGAUCUCGACGCCAAAGGCAUCUCGGUGACGUUUCCGCAAAUCAAUCAGGAUGGAACGCCGAUUUAUAUCGCGUUCGUCGUCGGCGGCGUCGACACGUUCCCGAACGACACGAUCAAGACGGUUCGCGCGAUGCGCUUGUGGUAUUUCUUGAAGUUCGACACCGACGAGGAGGACAUCUUGUCGAAAUAUUGGGAAGAUCAAGCGGCGAAGUAUGUCGUCGACAAUUUCAGCGAUCAUCCGACAAUCAUGUGCCACAUCAAAUCGUCGCGAAUUCUGGAUCAGGGUCUGACGCGAAACGCGAAUCGCCUCAAACCCUACUUCAAUGUCACCAUCGCCGUAUUGGUGUUGUUCACCGCGUUCUACUCGAUCAAAUGGUACUUCCACACGCGCGACGGCCAAUGGACGAUUCACAUCGAUUGGCUGCGCUCGAAGCCGAUGCUCGCACUCGGCGGUGUGCUCUCGUCGGUGCUCGCUAUCAUCAGCGGAAUCGGAAUGUUCCUUUGGUUUGGGAUGUUCUUCGCCGAAAUCACACUCAUCGCGCCGUUUUUGGUCUUAUCCAUCGGCGUCGACGACAUGUUCAUCGCGGUCGCCGCAUGGCACAACACCGAGCUCAAAUAUCCGGGCAAAUCGGAGAAGGUGCUGAAGAAGCGAAUGGUGGAGGCGAUGUCGGAAUCGGCGGUCGCCAUAUUCAUCACCAGCUUCACCGACGUGUUGUCGUUCGGCGUCGGCACCAUCACCGACAUCAUCGCCGUCGAGGGCUUCUGCGCGAUGACCGCCGCCUGCAUGUUCUUCACGUUCCUCUAUCAAAUCACGUUCUUCGCCGCGCUCAUGGUGAUCUCGGCGAAAUCGCAAAUGUCGGGCCGCAACUCGUGUGUGCCGUGCAUCGCCGCCGACGACAUCUACGUGACGGCGAGCAACGAGCCGAAACUCAGCGUUGUCGACGCGGCGCCGGAGAAGAAAAUCUCGAUAGGCGACAAUCCCGACGAGGAGAACGCGUUGCAUAUCGCGCGAAAAAGUCGCGGAGCGAUGGGACACUUUUUCAGAGACUACUAUGUCCCAUUUCUGCUCAAUUGGAAGACGAAAAUCACCAUGUUGUUCGUCUUCAUUGCCUACGUCCUUAUAUCCAUUUAUGGAAUGUGUGUGAUGGAGCAGGGUCUCGACUAUGACAAAUUGCUGCUUCAUUCGGACCCGUUGGUUGAAGCGCUCAAGCGCGAAAUCGAAUUGUUUCACGGCGGUGAUCAAAUUGAAAUUGCCGUCAAGAAUGCGCCGAAUGUGCUAAUUGCUCAAAAUCGCGAUCGAAUGGAGACGAUUGCUCAAGAAUUUGAGAAUAUUUCCUAUUCACUUGGCCCAAAAGGAACCUCGUUUUGGAUGAGGGAAUACAAAAAGUACAGCAAUCUGACGGGCUCGUAUCUCAACGAUGAUCGCGAGAGUUGGCUGAUUGGCGUUUAUGAAUGGUCCCAAUUGUUCGCCUUCUACAAAUUAUGGAGUCAGGAUUUUGUUUGGGCCAAUGAGUCGGACUAUGAGACACUGGAAUUGGUCUCGUAUCGAUUCCGAAUCGGGCUUCAUCGAUUGUCGACGCCUACCGAUUUGUUAUUGGUCACGGAGGAACUUCGUAAUGUCGCCGCACGCCAUCCCGACCUUGACAUCGUCACUUAUCAACAAUCGCGAGCCAUCGCCGAUCAGCUCAAUGUGAUUCUGUCGUCGACAAUCACCAACGACGUUCUCGCAAUGUUCUGCAUGUUCUGCGUUGCGCUUCUCUUCAUUCCGAAUCCGAUUUGCGCGGUCUUCAUCACGGUCGCGAUGAUCACCAUCGAUAUUGGAGUUAUUGGGUUCCUAUCGCUGUGGAGUGUCAAGCUUGAUCCAAUAUCAAUGAUCACUAUAAUCAUGUCGAUCGGAUUCUCCAUUGAAUUCUCAGCGCACAUUACGCACGGCUUUGUGAGCAAUGAGCAGCACGUCUCAGCUUUUGAUCGAUGCGUCGACUCGAUGGAAAAACUCGCGUGGCCAGUGAUCCAUGGAUCAUUAUCCACAAUCCUUGGCGUCACCGUUCUCGCGUUCAUCGACAGCUACAUGGUAUUGGUGUUCUUCAAGACAAUCUUUCUGGUGUUGGUGAUCGGCGCGUGGCACGCGUUGAUGCUUCUUCCCAUUCUUCUCGCCACCGUCAUCCCGAGACUCGAGCGCCUCUCCGACCGUUUCCGAAAGAUGAAGCAUCGUCGAAAAAAGAACAAAAACAAGAAUAGCAUUUAUGCCAUCAAUCUUCCCGUCAACGUGUCCUCCUAA
Molecule: messenger RNA, 2868 nt
Organism: Caenorhabditis bovis
Lineage: Eukaryota; Metazoa; Nematoda; Chromadorea; Rhabditida; Rhabditidae
Source: the annotation of a GenBank genome assembly